AUGAAUACGGCGUGGAAGAGUGAGAGUACGAACGAGGCGGAGGCCGACGAGGACGACAUCACUCUCGCGAGAAAACUGCAAACUCCCGUGUCCAAACAGAUAGCGCAAUCGUCGGUGGACCCGAGGAAAGAUUUACUUCGCGAGCGCGAGCGAGCUUCGUUUAACUCGAGAGAGUUGGAAGUUUUAUUAGCCGGCGGCGUGGAGAACGUCAAGCUGAGAAAACUCGUGGCGGAGACGUUAACCAAGGACAGAGUUUUCAAGAACAAAACGAGCGAGAAGUACUCUUUGCCAAGGGAGGAGCUGUACAGGACGACGCUGGAGAAGUAUUUGGAGAUUCCGAGAGUCGCGAGGGAGAUUUUGGCGAAGAUUCAUGGCGACAACGGUGGCGGUGGCGGGGGGGGUAGUGGCGGCGGUGCGACGCGUAGUCGUAGCGGGAAUAGCGGGGAUAGCGGGAACGGCGUUAACAAGAGUAACAAUAACAAGUUGAUAGCCAUCGCUCGCGUCGUGCGCGAGUUCAUCGACGAACCGGGCGGGCUGGAUUUACACCUCGGGAUGUUCAUACCUACCAUCCAAGGGCAAGGAACGGACGAACAGAAGAAGUAUUGGUUACCUAAGUGCGUGAAUUUAGAAAUUGUUGGGACGUACGCGCAAACGGAGUUGGGCCACGGGACGUUCAUCAGAGGAUUGGAGACGACGUGUACGUACGACGUUCGAAAGAAGGAGUUCAUCGUGCACUCGCCGACGUUGACUGCGACAAAAUGGUGGCCGGGAGGAUUAGGGAAAACGGCGACGCACGCGAUUGUCAUGGCGAGGCUAUUCGUGCCUUCUUCUUCUUCUUCUUCUUCUUCUUUUGCUUCUCAUUCGGAACCGGUAUUCUCAGAUAAAGGCAUUCACGCGUUUGUCGUCCAAAUUCGGUCAACAAAGGACCAUUUGCCGUUGCCAGGCGUCCAGUGUGGAGAUAUCGGCGAUAAAAUGGGAUAUAACGCGGUAGAUAACGGGUUUUUACGCUUCGAUCACGUUCGAGUACCGAAAGAUGCCAUGCUUAUGGGUCACUCGAAAGUAUUAGACGACGGGACGUACGUCCCUCCGCCAGUCAAGAAAGCGGCGUAUGGAACCAUGGUAUUUGUUCGAUCCGAUAUCGUCAUGAACGCGGCGUUAUACAUGAAGAAAGCUGUGACGAUUGCGUUACGAUAUAAUCUCGUGCGACGUCAAUCCAACGCGGAUAGUAAGAACAACAACGUCGAGACACAAGUGUUGGAUUAUCAACACUCGCAACGAACGCUCUUUCCUAUUCUCGCCUCUUCGUUCGCGUUUCACACGACGAGCGAUUAUAUGCGAAGAAUGUAUUUUGAGUUUCUGAAACGUUCGCAGUCCUCCGAGAAAGAUUUUGACGCCUUGCCGGAAUUACACGCGACGAGUUCGGGCUUAAAAGCCUUUUGUUCUUGGAAAACCAAAGACGCGAUUGAGAGUUGUCGACUGACGUGCGGCGGACACGGAUACCUUGCGAAUGCCGGAUUUGGAACCACGUUUGCGAGUUACGCACCAAACGUCACGUACGAAGGCGACAAUAACGUUUUGUGUUUGCAAACCUCGCGUUAUUUGCUCAAAACCAUGCGCGCGUUGCAAGCGAAAUUAGUCACCGAGGUCAAACUGGUUGGCCAAAUGAAGUAUCUUUCCGAAAGUGGCAACACGUUUACCUCCACCCUCGGGCACGAAGUAGGCAUUCGCGACGAGGACGCUUUGUUGCGCGCGUACGAGCAUCGAGCUUGGCGUUUGUGUUCGCAAGCAACCGCCCGCGCCGGGAACCUCUCCGUGGACGAAGCCAUGCGUUUGGACAUGGUAAGCUGGAUUAAAGUCGCCAAAUCGCACUGCGCUUUAGUCGUCCUCGCGAACUUCUUCGACGGCAUUCACGAAGCUGAAAAACUCAAAGUGAGCAAAGAAACCAUAGCAGUUCUAAAACGCCUCGCCACGCUCCACGCCCUCUGCGGCGUCGAAGACGAACUCGGCGACUGGGUCGAAGACGGCUACCUCGAAGCCAUGCAAUGCCAACUCGUUCGAGAAGAAAUCGCCCAGCUCCUCCAAGAACUGCGCCCAGACGCGGCAGCCUUAGCCGACUCCUUAGGUUUGGACGAUUACUUCUUGAACUCAACCUUAGGCGCGAGAGACGGGAACGUUUACGAAAACCUCUUCGCCGCCGCGCAAAAAGCGCCGUUCAACAGCUCGCACAAGCCGCCCGGUUACGACCAUUUGCUCUGGCCUCGAUUCAAUGCGAGUAGUAAUAGUAACACUAGUAAUAAUAAUAAAGGCCGUUCAAAGCUUUAA
This is a messenger RNA of Bathycoccus prasinos, 2322 nucleotides long. RefSeq lists its product with no specific name. The coding region runs from base 1 to 2322 and encodes 773 amino acids. The record is from RefSeq and is a predicted model, not a curated record. Gene Ontology annotation, biological process: lipid homeostasis; fatty acid beta-oxidation using acyl-CoA oxidase. The transcript has a single exon. Gene Ontology annotation, molecular function: fatty acid binding; FAD binding; acyl-CoA oxidase activity. NCBI's taxonomy places the organism in Eukaryota, Viridiplantae, Chlorophyta, Mamiellophyceae, Mamiellales, Bathycoccaceae. Gene Ontology annotation, cellular component: peroxisome.